Molecule: messenger RNA, 4930 nt
Organism: Phoenix dactylifera (date palm)
Lineage: Eukaryota; Viridiplantae; Streptophyta; Magnoliopsida; Arecales; Arecaceae
Product: FT-interacting protein 1-like
Source: RefSeq, a predicted model, not a curated record
AGAUUUACCAAUCCCUUCCAAGUGCAGGCUGGGUUCGAACCCUAAGUCACCGGCACCAACCUCUGGAGCCAAUUGGCAGCAACUUCAUCUGCAACAAUGAGGGAAAGGAAAUUGAAGCAUCUUGGAAACUAGCAAUUACAGAAUAAAUUACAACAGGUGAUUGGCAACGAUCAUUUAUAAUUUCAAUGUGGUAAUUGAGAUGGUUGUGAGAAGAUCGGAAGUCUGCAGGAAUACAGGAGGCAAGGAAGUGACAGUUAUAACCAAAGAAUAAGGAAAAGGUUAAUGAGGUAAAGGGGGCAAAGCAACAAUUAUAACCAAAGAGACAGGGUUCCUGCAUCUAAUGUCAUUCAACACAUUUAAGUGACAGAAUGCAUCAAAGUUAAAACCUCCGACUAUAAUUGCAUGAAGUGUGAAUAUUGGGGCAACAUAUUGCUGCAGAUCAGGAUUAACAUAUGGCAAAAUUGCAAAUCCUUGAGACGAACAACUUCUACCAAAAGAAAAUUAACAAAAGAAUAGCUAAGGAUCUUUGAGAUGAAAUCAUUAAAACAAUAGCUAAUUCUCCGGGCUAAAGAAAGUCCAUAUGGACCUGAGGUGCGGAAGCAAUGAUAAGUAAGGCAAUGAAAAGGGUAAUUGAGAAACAGUGGUGUACUCCAAAAAAUGCAGUAACAUCCGGACAAGAAUUUCAAAUUGCAGAAUUAGUGUAAUGACAAUUAAACUGUAUAUGAGGGUGCCGACUAGUCAAGUUUGUAAAGUCUCAAAGUGUUGUUAUAGGAUAUCCUGGGUUUAAUCCUUCCCUAAAUCCAAUAUUUCGGUAGCCUUCAACCUGUCCUAGUUCUAUAAAGUUGAUAUUAAUAAAAUCGCGAUAGGGAUAGCUAGCACUAUGAGCAAGAAAUCUCAUGGAAGUUUUGAAGCUGAAGCAAGUAAUUAGAAUUAGAGAAAGAAGUCGAUCACUUUAAACUGACUGUGAAGCUCAACUUUGAUGAACCUCUCAACCAAAUACUACUCUAGGUGUUGCUGGCUACCUUAUUAGAGAUCACAUCGGUUCUCCUGUUCAUGCCAGAUUCAGCUUCAUUCAAUCCCGAUCGAUUAUGGCAGUCAAACUGGAUGCUUCUUGCGGAGGAAUUCGGGCGGCCGCUGAAGAACUUAGUUGCAGUCACCUUUGGAUUGAAAGUGAUUAAACUGUUUACGGAUUUGUAAAAGAAACCUGAUGCCUCUGCGGGACAUAGUUCUUCUGACUCAAGGCUUAGAGUGUUGCUCUGUUAUGCAUUUUUACAGAGGCCAACCAAAGCCUACAAACCAACAAAAUCUGGUAGCUGGUCUCACAACUUCCCUCAUCCUCUUCUGGCCCUCGCCAGAAUUGGUAGUGUGCUUGCAAUGUAACUCAGUAAAAUUAAAAAGGUGCUGCCCAUGAAAGAAGGAACAAGAACUCCAAGUUCAGAAACAGAGAAACAAGCAACGAGGAAAGAUUCUGGUUGUGGCUUCUUGCUAUGUCCUUUGUUGCGGCUGCUGUCUGAAGCAGAGAUAGAACAAAAAGGAUUAAGAACAGGAAUGCACUUUGCGGCUGCCGUGGCUCCUUCACUCGAGCACGUAAUAGUAGCUCCCUCCUUACUAUAAGAAAACUUGAAACAGAAAACACGUCACCCACAAGCACCCUCAGGGCUUUGCCGACAGAUCGUUUGAUUCCCCACCAGGAAUCAAUGCUUUGUUCUCUUUUCCAUCCUACGUAAACAAAUAGCUCGAGACCUUUCUCUAAACCCUCAAAAUUUCGAGUUCUAGGAAGGCCAAGUGCCUUACGACACAGCUUCUCCAUGACAGAAACUGAAUUACCCUACCAUGAAGGCAGAGCUUGCCUUCAACAAAGGGAAAGGAAGGCCCAUUUUAGUCGGUAUUCCUUUCUUUCGCCCGGCUCCCGGGCAUCGCAAUCAGCAACAACUUUGCUUCCGAAUCAGGCUUCAGUUUCUUGCAAGAGGUUGCUAAGUUGCGGAGGCAAAGCAGAAGCGAAAGAGAAGGGCAGGGUGGCAAAGCAGAAGCGAAAGAGAAAGGCAGGGGCUUGGGAUCAUGGACCUGGCGGUGCUAGCAGUCGCUCGGUGCCCCUGAUACUUAUGCCCAUCCCAUCGACAGCGACGACGGUCUAAUCCCGUUCUCGAAGCCGACUGCGAUAACCAUCAACAAGAGCAUUUGAACCAGAUGCUUUCCAAAGGCGUGCUGCCACGAUAAGAGAUCGAUCCGCGACUGCAACUUCCUCGAAAAGACAAUACUGCUGCUCCUGUUGCCUUCGCUGACGAGAAGACGCGGCAAGUUACAUCAAAGAGAGCGGCCAGGGGCAACGACGAUGAGUUACCGCGAGGAUUACCAACUCAAGGACCCGAACCCACUGUUUGGAGAAGGAUGGCCCCUGGGAGGAACCGGAGGUGGUGGGGUCAAUGGGUGGCUGAGCGGCGACAAGUUCGCGAGCACAUACGACCUCGUGGAGCAGAUGUACUACCUCUACGUGCGGGUCGUCAAGGCCAAGGGUCUCCCGCUCAACCCCAUCACCAUUAGCUGCGACCCCUACGUGGAGGUGAAGCUCGGCAACUACAAGGGCACGACCGCGCACCUGGACAGGAAGAGCAACCCCGAGUGGCAGCAGGUGUUCGCCUUCUCCAAGGAGCGCAUCCAGUCCUCGACGCUGGAGGUGUUCGUCAAGGACAAGGAGAUGGUGGGCAGAGAUGACUACGUGGGGAGGGUGGUGUUCGACCUCAAUGAGGUGCCCACCAGGGUGCCCCCUGACAGCCCGCUCGCCCCCCAGUGGUAUCGGCUGGAGGACCGCCGCGGGGAAGGGAAGAUGAGGGGGGAGAUCAUGCUCGCCGUCUGGAUCGGGACGCAGGCCGACGAGGCCUUCCCGGAGGCGUGGCACUCCGACGCGGCCUCCGUCCACGGGGAGGGAGUGACCAGCAUCCGGUCCAAAGUCUACGUCUCCCCCAAGCUCUGGUACCUCCGAGUAAAUGUCAUCGAAGCCCAGGAUGUCCGACCGAACGCCAGGGGCCGGACGCCGGAGGCCUUCGUCAAGGCCCAGGUCGGGAACCAGCUGCUCAAGACGAAGGUCUGCUCGGCGGCCACCCUCAACCCGCUCUGGAAUGAGGACCUCAUUUUCGUGGCGGCGGAGCCGUUCGAAGAACCGCUGGUCCUGACCGUGGAGGACCGGGAGAGUCCGAGAAAGGACGCGGUGCUCGGGAGAGCCUCGCUGCCGCUGACACUGUUCGAGAAGAGGCUGGAUCACCGGCCCUUCGUGCAGUCGCGCUGGUUCGACCUGGAGAAGUUCGGCUUCGGGGUCCUGGAAGGCGAGACGAGGAGGGAGCUUCGGUUCGCAAGCAGGAUCCACCUCCGCGUCUGCCUCGAGGGAGCCUACCAUGUCUUGGACGAGUCGACCAUGUACAUCAGCGAUCAGCGCCCCACAGCGCGCCAGCUCUGGAAGCCGCCCAUCGGGAUUCUGGAGGUCGGCAUCCUCGGUGCGAAGGGACUGCUCCCGAUGAAGAUGAAGGACGGCCAAGGAGCCACCGACGCCUACUGCGUCGCCAAGUACGGGCAGAAAUGGGUGCGGACCAGAACCAUCGUCGGCGCCUUCAGUCCGAAAUGGAACGAGCAGUACACUUGGGAGGUGUUCGACCCGUGCACGGUGAUCACCAUCGGGGUGUUCGACAACUGCCACCUGGGCGGCGGCGAGGGGCACGCGAGAGAUACGAGGAUAGGGAAGGUCCGGAUCCGGCUCUCGGCACUGGAGACCGACCGAGUGUACACGCAUUCGUAUCCUCUCGUCGCGCUCCAGCCGUCGGGGGUGAGGAAGAUGGGGGAGCUGCAGCUGGCGGUGCGCUUCACCUGCCUGUCGCUUGUAAACAUGAUCUACCUCUACGGCCACCCGCUGCUGCCCAAGAUGCACUACCUGCACCCCUUCACCGUCAACCAGUUGGACAGCCUGAGGUACCAGGCGAUGAGCAUCGUCGCGGCGAGGCUGGGUCGGGCGGAGCCGCCGCUCAGGAAGGAGGUGGUCGAGUGCAUGCUGGACGUGGAGUCUCACAUGUGGAGCAUGAGGAGGAGCAAGGCCAACUUCUUCAGGAUCAUGUCGCUGCUCUCGGGGAUCAUUGGCAUGUUCAAAUGGUUUGGCGACGUCCGCCACUGGAAGAACCCGAUCACCACGGUGCUCGUCCAUCUGCUGCUGCUGCUGCUGAUCGGGUAUCCGGAGCUGAUACUGCCCACGGUGUUUCUGUACAUGUCCGUCAUUGGGUUAUGGAACUACAGAUUCAGGCCUAGGCACCCGCCUCAUAUGGAUACAAAGCUCUCGUGGGCGGAGGCCGUCCACCCGGACGAGCUCGACGAGGAGUUCGACACCUUUCCGACAUCAAAGCCGCAGGAUCUCGUUCAGAUGAGGUAUGAUCGGCUUCGGAGUGUGGCGGGGAGGAUACAGACGGUGGUCGGAGACAUGGCGACGCAGGGGGAGAGGCUGCAGUCUCUGUUGAGCUGGAGAGAUCCGAGGGCUACUUUCCUCUUCAUCCUGUUCAGCCUUUGUGCAGCCCUGGUGCUGUACGUGGCUCCCUUCAGGGUGGUGGCUUUAGCAGCAGGCCUCUAUGCACUUCGCCACCCCAGGUUCCGAAGCAAGAUGCCGUCCGCUCCAAGCAAUUUCUUCAGGAGAUUGCCAUCCCAAAUUGACAGCAUGCUCUGAUACAGAACAUCAAAAUGCCCAAGUCUCUGCUUGUGAUUGUUUUUUUCCCCGUUUGUUGCUGAAUUAUAUUGUUUCCUUUGGAUUCUACGACGUCUGAUGUUUUCCUUUCAACCUUCCAUUGUUUCCAAAAUAAGCGAUGAGAACUCCGCUUUCCAAGCUCUUAACCUUAAGAGAUUGAUGUUUACUUUGAUUCAUUUGUUUUGUAAUAAUAUGUUUCGUGGCUUAUUCAUAGCA